UUAACUGUUUACGUUGGCUACUCCGAAGCGUCUUGAAUAUCAACAUGGAUACGUUUGUGUAUCAAAGGUGACAAUCAUAAGUCCUUUAACAACAUGUAUUGCUGCUGUUGAUGCAUGACUGCCAUUUUAUCCCUUAUUUGUUGAAUAAAAAAUGCAGGUUUGUUAGGUGUGUGUAACAGUAGUUGUUUUGCAUAUUGAAUUGCAAGGUUCUCAUCGUCGGCGUAUAGGAUGACGACAUCGGGGCGUGACGAUCCCGUGCGAAUUUUGCAAACAUGUUUUGUAGCUCCUACCAUGUGUUAGUAGUCCCAGAAAUUGUAUACUGCCACGUGUAUUUGAAUAAGUGGAAUUUGUAUGUGCAUUUUGUGAAUCAUAGAAAAUUAAUAUUACAGCAGUGUUGACUUAUUAUGGAGGAUAUUUGGAAGUUAACUAUCGUAGAAACUGUAGAUACUGCUAAAGAGUAUGCAUCAAAACUUGAAGAUCUUAUAAAGUCAGUUGAAGUUGCUAAAGAACAGGUAAAUGCAAGUACACAGAAGGCAAUUGAAGAUAUUGACAGUGCAUUUGAUUUGUUUACAUCAGUUUUGGUGGAUGCCUUGCACAAAAGAAGAAAUGUGCUGAAAGCUGAAGCCUUCAGGUUCCAAGAGGAAGGUCUGAUCCCUCUGAAGGAAUGUCAUGAUCUGAUUGCAGGGAAGUUAAAAUCCACAAAACUUUAUGUUGAAGAGGGGCACAACAUCUUACGAGCUGGUGGACUAUCUAGUUCAGAAGAAACAUUAAUGUUCAGUGAGAAGGCUUCUCUGCUAGGAAGUUUACCAGCAGUUCCCAGUCUGGAGGAGGUACCAGACAUUUCAUUUCAGUGUCCUGUGGAGUCUGUAAGGGUUAAACUACAGCAGACACUUUCAGGAGUGGGGAAAGUAUCAAGAAUGGGGCCGGUACAGGUUACAGAAGUGGAUGAGAAACCUGGGGCACUUCUGGUACGGUGGGAAGAGGUGGAUUUUGAACGGGUAGUGGACAUCCAUAGUUUCCGGCUUCAGAUGGCUUAUGACGACGUACGAGGCCAGAUGAGUCUCCUGAAGGGCAACUUCCAUGAUAUUUAUUUUGGUCCGGAGUGCCAGUACUUGGUGCGUGACCUGUGUCCUGGCGUGCCAUACACAUUCCGAGUUAGCUGUCAAGUAGAAGGGGACAUAGAAUGGAGUGCUUGGUCAUUACCUCAUGUUGCCACAACAAACUACGCUCCAUUUUGCUGGGAUCUGUCAAAUUCAAACUACAAGAUAACCAAUGAGAACAAAAUUGCUACAAAAACAUCGACGGACCAGUCUGUUCUGUUCUCCAGUUCUGCUCAGUUUGGACCCGGCCACUCGAUUGAAUUCACAGUGCUGGAUUGUGGGGUUGGCUGCAGUGACGAAGGAGUCGGGCUUGUCGAUACAAGAGUCAAAGGUGAAAACUUACUGCAACCUGGAGCAUUGUUCCUCAGCACACUAGGUUCUGUGUUUGUUGAUGGAAGAGAGAAGACAACAAAGUUACCAAGGUUAGACAAGGGCUCUAAGGUUAGCUUCACGUGCGAACACAUACGUGACAGCAAGGUCCGAGUUAACAUCGACAGUAACAACAAGACUGUCACGUAUGACUGGAACAUCUCCAGCCCAGAUCUGAAACUUUCAUUUGCCAUUUGCUUUGGAGAGUGCAACUGGAAAGUGCUUGUUGAAUAAAAGUAUUUAAUUUGUAUUUAGUGAGAGAUGGAUUGUCUUGCAUUACACACAGAUGUCUUAACACAAUGACUCUUAAUACAUCCGAACAGCAUGACAUAAAUCCACUACUCAUGUAAAUGGAUUCUCAAAAAUGUAAAUAUUCAUAUGAGAGUCAUUGUCAUUUUUUAUCUUAUCCAUAUUACAUGAAUAAAAUGUUUUAUAUCUUGAAAUAUGAAGCCCUAUCACCAUCAGUCUGUAUUGCAGAGUUGCAGAUUGUAGUCUUGUAGGUGAUUCUGGAAAAACGUAGAAUUUCACAAUCUGAAGUGUCACUGCUGUGAGAAACUCAAAUCUUAUAUUCAUAAUUUGCUUAAUUGAGCAAACAGAUGAUUUCAAGUGUAAUGUGAUUCUGUAAAGUCAGCUGUUAAAAUGUCACUUUGUCAAAGGUUUGAAAGCAUUGUUUUAUUUUCUGUAAUUCCUAAAUUAUUUUAAAUCUAUGCCAUGUCUCAACUCCAAAAUUGGAAGGAUUUUAGCCUUGAGUAGCAUGACAGGAAACAAAAUAUAUCCACAAACAUACAUGACCUAGACAGGAUUUAACCCAUGGACUGCAGUAUCUGCUCAGCCAUUGACCUUGCUUUCAUUAAGCUGCAAGUUCACUCAUCUCUUUAUUUAAUAUUUAAUGAAGUAAAAAAGGUCAUGGCUGUCAUGGUCCUGUCUGCAUUUAAAGGCUUUACUGUACUUUAACACAGUGCAGUUGUGAUAUAUGUUAGUGUUCAUGCUGCCUGUGGGUGCUGGUACAAUGUGUAAGUGGGCUGUGCUGCCUCUGUGAUCAGGGCUUAAGUGAGGAAGUGAAAUAGUACAUUUGUCACUUCAGCCCUGGUGAUGGACAUGGCGUGUUUCUCUCAGCUCACAUCCAUGCAUGCCAGCCCCUCAAAACAGGAUCAACAUCAAUAAUGAUUCACUGCGAAAUGUUAAUCGCUGUUAGACACUGCAGAGGAAUUUAGAGGUGUGUUGAAGCAUAUGGCAAGUCUAAAGGUAUGCAGUAUUUUUUAAACUUCAUUGUUAUGUAUUCAACAAUGAGUGUUGAAAUGUUAACAAACCUGUUUCAGGUAUGUGGUACAGUUUUAAGAGUUGUUCAUACAAGUUUUUAAAUAUAAUUAGAAUAAUGUAAUGUUUACAGUGUAUCUCCUUCAUUGGUAUAGAAACAUUUUUAUUAAAAAAAUGAUUCCCAGAAGCACUUGUUCAAGGUGUGUGGGUACUGAACAUUUUCUAAUGUAAUUUACUUUUCUCUAUAAUGUAAUCUCCUUGGGAUUUGACCAACAUUUGAGAGGUGCUUACUGUCUCCAUCAUUGAGGACAUUGGUUGCCCUGGUGAUGACACUACACAGUGCAACAUGGCAGAAGACAUCAUCUUCAGUGGAUUUUGUUUUGGACAUGGUACAGUUUGUAAUACCAGAUAUUUGAAUAAUCAGAAUGACUUUGGUUAAUACAUAAACUGUGAAGGUUGGUGUAUGUUUUGUAGUUCAGAAAAUGAACUUAUCUUGUAAGUGCCUGUGCUGUGAAUGAGUUUCCUUUUGUGUGAUCACAUACAGUGUUCUGAUAUUUAAUACAGUUUUGUAUUCAUAUUCACUCA
Messenger RNA from Zootermopsis nevadensis, 3311 nucleotides. Its product is annotated as cytokine receptor-like factor 3. Gene Ontology annotation, molecular function: protein binding. NCBI's taxonomy places the organism in Eukaryota, Metazoa, Arthropoda, Insecta, Blattodea, Termopsidae. The record is from RefSeq and is a predicted model, not a curated record.